Messenger RNA from Hippoglossus stenolepis (Pacific halibut), 3839 nucleotides. RefSeq names its product sodium- and chloride-dependent GABA transporter 2. The coding region runs from base 809 to 2629 and encodes 606 amino acids. The transcript has 14 exons. Gene Ontology annotation, biological process: sodium ion transmembrane transport. NCBI's taxonomy places the organism in Eukaryota, Metazoa, Chordata, Actinopteri, Pleuronectiformes, Pleuronectidae. The record is from RefSeq and is a predicted model, not a curated record. Gene Ontology annotation, cellular component: membrane.
UGAAGCACCCUGGGAGACCUGGAAGUCUCCUUUGUCUUCAAAAAUAAUGAAAAGUGGUUACAGACUAAUAUUCUUGUCGGCCCGACUAUUGUUCACGAAUAGUCGGUCCCAACAUACCUUAGUCACUAAGGCUUAGUGUAUUUAAAUACUUUAAAUUAGCAUCGGGAGUGGGUCCUCUCUAUGGAGGCUGCCAUGUUUUUUUACAGUAGCUCAGACUGGACAAACUAAACCUUUUGAGUUUUUAUGACAACUGUAGGCUACCUCAGGUUCUCUUUCACGUUUGGAAGUGGAGGGUGAGGUGAGGGGUCUUCAGCUGCAACAUACAACUUCACCAAUAUAGAGGUCACUAACUUCUACACACUGAACCUUUAGCGUUUUUCAACAUUUUCAUUAAUUGCUCAGAGAAUAACUCAUGAAUCUUGAUGUGAAAUCAGGAAUGAUAAGGGGACCAGUUCUGGCAAGAGUCCACACACAGAGACAAAACCACAAAAUCCAAAAUAUACUCUUUAUAAAAGGAGUCAAAGUCUAGUCAUGACAUAUUGUAAAGCAUACAGACCUUUUGUGAAUUUGAGUCAUUUCAUAUGGCAAUAGUAAUUGAAAAUGAACAUAAACAUCUGCUUGUUGUAUUCUGUCCUGGUCUUGUCUGGGAGCCUUCACCGGAAGUGGCCCCACGGAGGAGGCUUUGCAGGCAGAGGGACAGACUGACUAUAUAAGAGCCGCUGUCGACACUUUGCACAUUUCCAGUUCCAUGAUUGAGCGCAGAAAUAAAACCCAGCAGCAGAGCACCUUUGGGAAACUCUAAGGAGCGAUGACAAAGAACAAAAAGAAUAGAACUGGUGCGUACGCCGCGGCUGUGCCAAAUGGAUGCGUACAGAGCCACAAAGAGCUGGAGGGACGGGGGCACUGGGGAUCCAAGGCUGAGUUCAUCCUGACUGUGAUGGGCGCGAUCAUCGGACCUGGGAACGUGUGGAGGUUUCCCUACCUGUGCUACAGAAACGGCGGAGGUGUGUUCUUCAUCCCAUACUUCUUGUUUAUGUUUACAUGCGGAAUCCCACUCUUCUUCCUUGAGACUGCUUUAGGACAGUACACCAACCAGGGGGGGAUCACGUGCUGGAAAAGGAUUUGUCCACUUUUUCAGGGCAUGGGCUUUGCAAGUCACUUAAUCAUCGCAAUCAGCGCAACCUCCUACAUCAUCAUCAUUGCGUGGGCGUUCUUUUACCUGUUCUUAUCAUUCAGCCAGGAUUUGCCCUGGGCCUCGUGUGGACACCACUGGAACACAGACUCGUGCUUGGACUUCAACAAUCCAAACCUGAGCCUCAGCAUGAUGGCCAAAGAGAACGGCACUCUUCCUGUUGUGGAGUUCUGGCAGCGGCGAGUUUUGAAACUCUCCAAUGGAAUCGAGGAGGUGGGCAGCUUGAGGUGGGAACUGGUCUUGUGUCUCAUCCUGACAUGGGUCAUCUGCUACUUCUGCGUUUGGAAGGGCAUCAAGUCCACUGGAAAGGCAGCCUACUUCACUGCCACCUUCCCCUUCGUCAUGCUGUUAGUUUUGCUGGUACGCGGGGUUACGCUACCUGGGGCAAUGCAUGGAAUCAGUUACUACCUCUACCCUGACAUCUCACGCCUUUCAGAUCCCCAGGUGUGGAUGGACGCUGGCACUCAGAUCCUCUUUUCUUAUGCCAUCGGCCUUGGGUUCCUGACCUCUCUUGGGAGUUACAACACUUACAACAAUGACUGUUACAGGGACUGUCUGUACUUGUGUCUGCUGAACAGUGUCACCAGCAUCGUGGCAGGCUUUGCCGUCUUCUCUGUUUUGGGUUUUAUGACAUAUGAACAAGGAGUGGAUAUUGCAGAGGUGGCAGACUCUGGCCCAGGGCUGGCUUUCAUUGUCUUCCCACGUGCACUCGCCAUGAUGCCCAUGCCUCAGGUGUGGUCAGUGUGUUUCUUCGUCAUGAUUAUUCUGCUCGGACUGGACAGUCAGUUUGUUGGGAUGGAGUGUUUGAUGACAUCACUAGUUGAUCUGUUCCCAACUCACCUGCGCAAGGGCUGUAGGCGUGAGCUGCUUCUGCUGGCCAUCUGCACCUCCUGCUGUCUGCUGGGAUUCUUACUGGUAACAGAGGGAGGGAUGUACCUGCUCCAGCUGUUGGAUCAUCAUGUCUGCAGCGGCACCACGCUCAUCCUCCUCUCUUUUUUUCAGUCUGUCAGCAUUGGCUGGGUCUAUGGUGCUGAUCGUUUCUAUGACAACAUCACAGACAUGAUUGGUUAUCGUCCAUACCCGUUAAUGAAAUACUGCUGGUGCUUCAUUACUCCCAUCACCUGUAUGGGCACCUUCAUCUUCUCCAUUGUCAAAUACUCCCCGCUGAAGUUCAGUAACACGUAUGUUUAUCCACUCUGGGCCAACAUCUUGGGCUGGUUCAUUGCCACCGUCUCCCUCUCCCUCAUCCCACUGUUUGUGUUGGUGAAAGUGUUGCAGGGAAAAGGCACUCUACGACAGAGGUUCGUCUUGCUCUGCCAGCCUGUGGACGACCUCCCCUGGAAUCAAAAACAUCCUCCUGCACUGGGAACCAACAGCACCGCGGCCUACGCAGAAGAGCUCAAAUGUUUAUCCGACACCGAGGAAGUCACUAAAUGAACUCACAAACAAGUUGUUUAGCUGAGUGCUGCUCUGCAAAUGAGUGUGCAGGUCAGCUUUUUCCCCUGUGUUUGGGCCAAACUGCACCAAUGAACGUCUUCCAAAGUGCGAAUUGAAAACGUACAUGUUAAACGGAACAUUUGAGAAAUGAUUAUGUCACCGCUAACAUCAUUAGUGUUCUUCUCUGGUAUUUGACUUUAUCGCCACCUACUGGUCCAACAUGCUUGGUUGAGCGUUUGUACAAAAUGUUUGUGUUCUCGUCUGGACAAAGAUAUUUGUUAAGUGAAGGUCUUUUUUACAUAGCUGAAUAUAUUCAUUCCAAUAGAUAUCUAGAGGAGUGUAGACAAGGACUUUCAAGUUGUGAGAAUCCGCAAUAAUGUCUCGAAUGUCAACAAUGGUUUCAACUCAGAAACAACAGACAGGCAGACAUACACUCUCUCACUAGUUUCUUACAAUUGAUAACACGCUUUUUUUUUGUUAAUACUGAAAAAGGGCUACACACAGUCAACGCAGCAGAACUCAAUGUGGACUUAAUUGAUAACUUCCCAUUCAGUGGCAAAAUCUUUCAAGAUUCAACAUCUUUUUUCUCACUUGAAAUCAACCAAACCUCAGUAUUUACCAUCCAUUUUUGAAAAUGUUUACUUAACUGUUGUAAAAACACAAAUAACUGUAAACUACAUUAAAAUUUGCUUUCUAUAUUUGAAACACAAAUGCAUGAACUGCUAUUUGGGCCUCACAGCUCCAAGCCUUUGUUUUCAUUUCUUUCCGACCUCUGUGACUCAAAUGAGGUAAGAUUUGUGCAAGAUGAAAAGAAGGGUGUAUGUGAAGCAAUAUGCAGAAUGUUUUGUAAUUUGAAUGGAAUGUGACGAUGUUUCACAAGUCUACAUUUCGUGCUCUUGGAAUCACACUAUACAGAGAUACUGUAACACUGUUGGAUAAGUUUGUCCUCACGGGGUUCAGCUGCAGUUGGGUUAAGUUAGGAAAAAAGCUCAUGGUUUGAAUUAAGAUAAACCAUGAAACCAUGUUAACCACAUGCAACAGCUUAAUGACAGAAAAGCCUUGAGGGCAAACUUUCCCCAUGUGCGAGGGUAACUAAGGUUAUUCUAUAUAGCUACACUUUACAGAUGUCUCCUAUCUGGCUGUUGGUAGAAGCAACAUCACGUUCUCCAGGAUGACGGUGGACAGUAGAUGGAUAAGGACAAUGCGAAAA